Molecule: messenger RNA, 1739 nt
Organism: Hevea brasiliensis (rubber tree)
Lineage: Eukaryota; Viridiplantae; Streptophyta; Magnoliopsida; Malpighiales; Euphorbiaceae
Product: polypyrimidine tract-binding protein homolog 1
Exons: 10
Coding region: 201-1550 (449 amino acids)
Biological process (GO): regulation of RNA splicing
Cellular component (GO): nucleus
Molecular function (GO): mRNA binding
Source: RefSeq, a predicted model, not a curated record
UAAUUAGAAAAAAAUCCAUAAAAUGGGGAGAAUAUAGUAAAUUUACGAAGACCAGAACGAAUACUACAAAGUGAUCUCACGCCGUCGCCUCGUCCCAAAACGUAUGCCUAAUAUUUUUUGACCGGAAAAUCCCAGCAAUUCUUGACGCCUAGAAUCAGACUCCUCUGUCUAUCGGUAGGCACAAUCCCAAAUCCCUGUAGAUGUCCACGUCGGGGCAGCCCCAAUUUCGAUACACGCAAACCCCAUCGAAGGUUUUGCAUCUCCGGAAUCUCCCAUGGGAGUGCACGGAGGAGGAGCUGGUUGAGCUCUGUAAACCCUUCGGAAAGAUCGUUAACACUAAGUGCAAUGUCGGCGCCAAUCGGAAUCAGGCCUUUGUCGAAUUUGCAGACUUAAAUCAGGCAAUUCAAAUGGCUUCAUACUAUGCAUCAUCGUCUGAGCCUGCACAGGUUCGUGGUAAGACAGUGUAUAUUCAAUACUCAAAUAGACAUGAAAUUGUCAACAACAAAAGUCCAGGUGAUGUUCCUGGAAACGUUUUGCUGGUAACAAUUGAGGGUGUUGAAGCUGGUGACGUGAGCAUUGAUGUCAUUCACUUGGUAUUUUCUGCUUUUGGCUUUGUGCACAAAAUUGCUACUUUUGAAAAGGCUGCUGGAUUUCAGGCACUUAUUCAAUUCACUGAUGCGGAGACUGCAUCUUCUGCAAGGGUUGCCUUGGAUGGGAGAAGUAUACCUAGGUACUUGCUUCCAGAGCAUGUUGGUUCAUGCCACUUGCGCAUUUCAUAUUCUGCACAUACCGAUCUUAAUAUCAAGUUCCAAUCUCAUAGGAGCAGGGACUAUACAAAUCCGUAUCUGCCUGUGAAUCCUACUGCAAUUGAGGGACCUGUACAGUCUGCUGUAGGUCCAGAUGGAAAGAAGAAAGAACCUGAGAAUAAUGUACUUCUUGCAUCCAUAGAGAACAUGCAGUAUGCUGUAACAGUUGAUGUUCUUCAUACGGUAUUUUCUGCAUUUGGUAACGUCCAAAAGAUUGCUAUAUUUGAGAAAAAUGGUGGAACACAAGCUCUAAUUCAGUACCCUGAUGUUGCAACUGCAGCAGUAGCCAAAGAAACUUUGGAAGGACAUUGCAUUUAUGAUGGUGGCUAUUGUAAGCUUCAUCUAUCAUACUCUCGUCAUACUGAUCUCAAUGUAAAGGCCUACAGUGAUAAGAGCAGAGAUUACACCAUCCCGGACGCAAGUUUGCUUGCAGCAGGACAGGUUUCUGGCAUCCCUACUACUCCAUCUGUGUGGCAGAAUCCUCAGGCUGCUCCUAUGUACCCCAUUAACAACUAUGCCGCUGCAGCUGCUGUCCCCACGCAAGUUCCUGCUGGGCAAGUGCCUGCUUGGGAUCCAGCUGUGCAGGCAGGAGCCCCAGCUUAUGCAUCAGUUCCUGGCACAUUUCCUGGUCAAACAUAUCAAGCAGCUCCAGUACCCUCAUAUGUCACUACAGCAAUGCCCGCUGGAUCCUCUCCUCUUUCGCAAGGCAGCCCAAUUGCUCCUGGUGUGGUUUCCAUGCAAUGACUCAACCAGGGUUUCAACCAAAUGUGCGACCUGGUGGGGCUCCACCUCCAAGCUACCAUCCUUAUUAUGGCUGAUGAUUUGUAUGUUCCUCUUUGAACAGUGUUUGCCUUUCAAGCAUUUGUGUCUGGUAAAGAUUAUAAAUCUUUUAUGGUAAUUGCAAAAAGAAAAAAAAAAUCAUAUUUGCUUUUA